Molecule: messenger RNA, 1720 nt
Organism: Drosophila ananassae
Lineage: Eukaryota; Metazoa; Arthropoda; Insecta; Diptera; Drosophilidae
Product: ribosome biogenesis protein NOP53
Exons: 5
Coding region: 135-1556 (473 amino acids)
Biological process (GO): ribosomal large subunit assembly; rRNA processing
Cellular component (GO): nucleolus
Molecular function (GO): 5S rRNA binding
Source: RefSeq, a predicted model, not a curated record
CAAUCGAUAUUUAACACUAAACCAGUGUUGUUUAAUGACUGCCAUUAGUGUUGCCUAGUUUUCGAAAAUAGCACGUGUGCCGCUUUGACACAGAAAUUAGUUUUUGUGUUUAUUUUCGAAAUAAAUACACGAAAAUGACAGCUGUAGAGCCUCUCGCAAAAAAGAAGCGAAAGAUUUCUAAGAAAAACAAAUCUGCCUGGCGCAAGACCGACAUCCAGGAUGUGGAGCAGUUUUUGGAAGACCAACGACAGGAGGAGCGUAUCGGGACAUUCACGGACAAGCAAGACAAGGACCUUUUCGUGCUUGAUGCCACGCCACAAAAAACGAAACCUACGUUGCUAAGUGUUAAACAAAAGCGAAAGCUAAACGCCAAGAAACCGAUGCGAAGCUACCAGGCGCUGGAGAACACAUCCAAGGUGCAGGAUCCGAUAGCCAAGCGAAACAAAGUUAGACAGAAGAAGAACGGACGCAACAUUGAGCUGGAGGUGUGCAAUCCCACGAAGCCACGCCAUAGACAAGCCAACAGUGAUCGCGCACUUUACUAUGCAAAGUUGGAACAAAGGCUGGAGGACAAGAAGACGAAAAAGCUGGCAGUAGAGAAAGACAUUUGGCAGGAAGAAGAUUUUCGCGAUAAGAUCCCUGGCUUGAAAGACGAGAAGGGCUGGAUCAGUAGGGAUUUAGCUGUGCACGUGGCGGGAAACGUGGGAAUGAAGGUGGUCAAGACUCAUGCCAGUAUGCAUCAUAAGACUACCAAAGCCAAGAAGUUCGCUCUGCCGCAUCCAGGCAUGAGUUACAAUCCCUCGUUGCAAGACCAUCAGGAACUGCUGCAGCAGGUGGUAGAGCGCGAGGAGGGUAUCAUCAAAAAGGAGCAGCAUUUAAAGCGCGUGACUACCAGCAUGUUCUCUAAGGUUACUCCUGAGGAGCGUGACCAGCUCCGUGUACAGGAGAUGAGUCAGGGUAUGGAGGAUGAGCAGGACGAACAGGAGGAGGAUGCCAAUCCCGGCGAAGACGACAAGCCUUAUCAUACGAUUAAUGCUCCUGUGGAAAAUAAAAAGAAGAGUAAACAGGCUCGCAACAACGAGCUUAAGCAGAAGGAGCUAAAGCGCCAAACGGAAUUGAAGCGGAAGCUUAAGCAACAAACAGCCGAUUUGAUUCGCAUUAAAUCCAUUCGUGCUGAGCUGGACGACGAAGAAGAUGAACUGAACGACCUGAAGAAGCGCCGCAAACAGCGCGCCGAGAAGGCCAAGUUCAAUCCGAAACGUUUAGGACGACACAAAUUCGAGGAGCCGGACCUGGACGUAAAUAUGCCAGAGGAUUUGGCCGGAAAUCUUCGCAAUGUCAAGACCGAGAGCAGCUUACUAAAGGACCGCUUCCUUCUUAUGCAGCGAAACAAUAUGCUGCCCACAACAAAGGCCGUCGGGCGCAAGAAGGCCAAGGUUAAACGCUUUUCUCGCAGCUCCCACAAAGAACCUGGCGUCAGCUACCAAGAUUUAAGGGAGCGUCGUAAGGCGGCGGCCGCUGUAGCCUCUGCGAACUCUGACACCAUCAAGAUAUAAGUUGGAGCUUUAGUCAGUUAUUAGUUUUUAUUAUAAUAAGCCUUUAAACAUUGUUAGAAUGUAAGACCUGUAACCGAUAAUUGAAUUGGUCAAGCUAAACCGUUUAAAAAUCAAAUUUUGUACACAAAACCAUUAAAGCCCUGAUUCCAAGGUUUAUUCAAUUU